Synchiropus splendidus (mandarinfish) is the source of this 4222-nucleotide messenger RNA. It is a transcript of the gene ptprc, whose product is annotated as protein tyrosine phosphatase receptor type C. Bases 97 to 3720 code for a protein of 1207 amino acids. Lineage: Eukaryota; Metazoa; Chordata; Actinopteri; Syngnathiformes; Callionymidae. Gene Ontology annotation, molecular function: protein tyrosine phosphatase activity; protein binding. Gene Ontology annotation, biological process: positive regulation of peptidyl-tyrosine phosphorylation; protein dephosphorylation; negative regulation of protein kinase activity. The record is from RefSeq and is a predicted model, not a curated record. The transcript has 32 exons.
CUGCUGCUGUGACAUCAUCGCCACUUGCACGGUGGAGGUUCAUGGUUGAGGGACGAGUCCAGGAAGCAGCGUUGACAUAAAAAGUAUAUUGCAUCGAUGGAUAUGGCUUGUGUCUGUGGGGUCAAGAUCCUGCUGUUCUGGUCGGCUUUUUUCUGCAUAGCAAACUUCUCUGCCCUGAUGCAGCCUGCACCUGGCGCCAACACCACCGCGAUCCCAACAGACUGGAGUGCGGCCUCCAACCCUGUUCAGCCCACAGGUGCAAACGUCUCCGGUGAAGGUGUCCCCGUUGUCCAGUGUAACUUCACUGUUACAGCGGUGGAUUCUGGAUACAAGUUACAUUUCUCCAGCUCACACAAUGGCAGCAGUUUCAUCAUCACCAUUAGCGAGAUGGACGGAGAAUCUUACAAUAUGACUUAUGAUAUUGGAUUGGAUGAGAUACUGAUUCUGAAGCCCUGCACCAACUAUACCCUGAGUGCGUUUGAUGACCGCUUCCCUGAGACAGUUUGUUACCACAGAGCAGUCAAGACCAAAGGAAUGACCCUCGACCAGAUCCGUUUUGAUGUUAAAAUGUGCAACGAAAUACAUCGCUGCUUUGAUACACCAUGGAAUAUCACAGGCAUAGUGCGAAAUCCAAGUUUGAACGACACCUGCACCAAUAUGACUGAAUCAUUCCCCUCAGAAAACUGCACCAGCAGCUUUCCAGUCACCAAUUACCUCGGUGUGGACUUCUAUCCUCCUACCGAGGUUACGCAGACCAAAUACGAUUUUCCUGCGAAGAUUAUUGCUCAGCUUCCUGAAGCCCCGAAGUGCAACAUCACACAAAUCUACACUUGCAGUGGUCAUCAUGGAGAGUGGAAGACUUUGUCAGAACUGGAACCGUUCACCAAUUACAACUGCUUCGGACAAAUCAAGGACAGCACAGGCGCUGAGCUUCUCUUGCCUCCCAUGAAUUUCCAUUUUGAAUGUGAUUUGGUAUUGGUUGACCGCAUUGACAAGAUAAGCAACAACUCUAUUAAUUUCUCUUGGAGCUCAAAAAGUAAGAAAUGUGAAGAAAAGCUCAACAUGACCAGGAUUUCCUACCAGUGCAGCUGCCAGAAGAUUAAAAAGGGUGACCCUGAUCAAAAACCUCUGCAUAUUCUCCCAGUUCUUGGAAAUAAAUGUAACAUUACCGGUCUGACUCCGUUCACAAAUUAUACAUGUGAAAUCCAACCUUUGUAUGAUGGGAAGCAAUUGUUCGUCCCACAAAAGGUGACCCGAGUGACAACUAAGGCGGGAGUUCCAGGCAACGUGACCCACGUCAAAAUUACCCUCACAAAGCACAAUCAGAUUGAAAUAACCUGCAAAGGUCCAUCAUCCUUUUAUGGGGAGAAACAGAUUUACAUGGCAAAUCUCUCUGAUGGUUCCCAAGAUUUUCACCAACAGAAAGGAAAUUGUGCUUUAACAUUUAAAGACCUGAAGUACUCCACAACAUACGAACUGAAGCUGUACACUUUCAAUGGGAACCUUAGUGGUCACGUGUGGCUGAAGACAAUUCCAACUCUCUACAACGACAAAGCCAUCAUUGGUGUCCUGGUCUUUUUCAUCAUCCUGAUAUUGCUAGCACUGCUGUUUGUCUCGUACAAGAUCUACCGUCUGAAACGCACGAAGUCCAGAGACCUGAAUGAAAAGAUCGGUCUUAUUCCAGUGGCAAAUGAAGAGGAAAACCUACGGCUAAUCGAUCCCAUUCCAGCUGAGUUGUUACUGGAAACAUACAAACUGAAAGCUGCCGAUGAAGCGCGUCUCUUCCUGGCUGAGUUUCAGAGCAUCCCACGAAUCUUCUCUAGGUACCACGUGAAGGAAGCCAAAAAGAGUGUUAAUGUUCCCAAGAACCGCUACAUUGACAUCCUGCCAUAUGACUACAACCGCGUGCAACUGACUACAGGAAACGGAGAGACAGGAUGUGACUACAUCAACGCCAGUUUCAUCGAUGGUUUCAAAGAGCUGAAGAAAUACAUCGCAGCUCAAGGUCCUAAAGAGGAGACAUUAGGUGACUUCUGGAGGAUGAUCUGGGAGCAGAAAUCCUCUAUCAUUGUCAUGGUUACAAGGUGUGAAGAAAGCAAGAGGCCCAAGUGCAUGCAAUACUGGCCUUCUCCGAGCCAGGAUGUGGAAACUUAUGAGGAAUUUGUGGUGCAGCUAAAGUCUGAAGAACUUUGCCCAAACUACAUCAUUCGCCACCUCACUCUGAUGAAUAAAAAAGAGAAGAGCUCAGAGAGAGAGGUGACUCAUAUCCAGUUCAUCAGUUGGCCUGACCACGGGGUUCCCAGUGAGGCCCAUCUGCUCCUGAAGCUGCGCCGGCGCGUCAAUGCUUUCAAGAACCUCUUCAGCGGCCCCAUUGUCGUCCACUGCAGCGCUGGAGUAGGACGAACCGGCACCUACAUCAGCAUUGAUGCCAUGAUGGAGAGCCUGGAGGCAGAGGGCCACGUGGAUAUAUUUGGAUUUGUUGUCACUCUCCGAAAACAGAGAUGCCUCAUGGUCCAAGUGGAGGGCCAGUACACCCUGAUCCACCAGGCACUGCUGGAGCACACACUGUUUGGGGACACAGAGAUUUCCUUGGCCGAGCUGCACAGUGCGAUGGCCACACUCAAGCAGAGGAGCUCAGACACUGAACCCACUUUGAUGGAAGAGGAGUUUGAAAGACUGGCCAACUACAAAAACUGGAGGACCACCAACACUGGGAUAACUGAGGAAAACAAGAUGAAAAAUCGCUCCAUGGCAGUCAUUCCCUAUGAUUACAACCGAGUGCUCAUUAUGCAAAAUGAAGGCGUGAUUAGUAAGGAGCAUGAUGACGAGGAUGAUGACGAUUCAUCAGUGGAGGAGGAAGAAGACGAGCAUUUAGCCAGAUACAUCAACGCAUCCUACAUUAAUGGCUACUGGGGUCCUCGGAGCUUCAUCACAACACAGACUCCGAUGCCAGAGACCACCGCUGACUUCUGGCUCAUGGUUUACCAGAACAAUGCCUCCAUGGUCGUCAUGUUUUCUGACACUGGAGAAGACGGCAAGGAGUCAGACCUCACCUACUGGGAUACAGAUAACAAAGCUUAUGGUGACAUUGAGGUUGAGAUGACAAGCACAAAAACAUAUCCAACAUUUAUCAGCCGCAACGCAUUGAUCCGUCAUAUUAAGCGGAAAGAGAGUCGGCCGGUUAAGCAUGUCCAGUUCCUGCACUGGAAGACCGGUGAACUGCCAGAGAGUCCUCAAGUUCUGAUGGAUUUUAUGAAGGAAGUUAGAAGUUCUUCAGGGCCUAGCAAAUCACUGAGCACAACUCCAAUCGUGGUGCACUGCAACGAUGGCUCCUCCCGCUCUGGAAUCUUCUGUGCUCUGUGGAACCUGCUGGAUUGUGCAGAGACCGAGAAAGUGGUGGACAUCUUCCAAGUGUCCAAAACUCUGUGCAAGGAGAGACAGGGUCUGCUCUCUAGCCUGAACCAGUACCAAUUCCUGUAUGAUGCUCUUGAGACGCUCUACCCGCUCCAGAACGGUAGUGUGAAGGCGGAGCUGGAAUCCGACUGUGUUCAAGUUGUAGAUGAAACAACGGCAGCCGAGCAACCACAGAUUGUGACUGUGGAUUCUGAAGAAGUAAAGGAAGAGGUGAAGGAGGGGAGAGAGCCCGAGUCCAGCAGCCCUACAGAGACCAACCCACUUGAGGAGGCCAGUAACAGCACCACGGUCAUUGGGGAGCUGUGAGGGUCUACAUGCUCCUUCCACUUCUCCCGUUACAUUAGCAUGUUAAGUUCCCUUCAUAUCGUCAUUUUAACUAGGAAAGCUGUAUUCAAACUAUGAAGGCAAGAAUUUUCGUGCGCAUGCAAAACUAAUGCUUGACACCAUGUGAACUUUUUCUGUUGGGAAAUGUGAGACUGCAUUUAAAUAUUGAUGCCUUGACAUGUUAAUAUACAAGUAAAGCUAAAACAAUAUAGUCCUCUACCUUUUUACUCGAUAAUUUACCAAGUCUCGUGAAUUUCCAUAUUUUGACGUUUGUAUCUGCCAGGCUGUCCCUAUGUUCAAAGCUUUUGAACUUGAAGUGAUUGCAGACCUGUGAAUAUUGUUUUAUUAAUAAAGAUGGUUUUCAAUAUCAGUCACGCCUGUCAAAUUCUGAAUAGAAGCCAAGUUGGUGUGGAGGGAGGUGAAGAGAACAUGGAUGAUGAAUGUGAAGACCCUUGUAUUUGUAAUUGCAGUACUUAAAAACAAA